UGACAUGCAUGUACCAAAAUUUUUGAAGAAGUUCAAUCUAGCUAGAAACUUGGAUUUGUCUCUUCACUUUCCAUUUACACGUAUAUUCCAAAAUUUUUUAAAGAAAUAAGCUCGGCAUACCUAGAAACUUGGAUUUGUCUCUUUCCUUUCCAUCUACAUAUACACGUAUAACUAUAAGUUCAACCAGUUAGAAACUAGGAAUUGUGUCCUAAUGCAUAUUUGAAUACUAUAAAUAAAGGAUCUCCUAUCCUCCCUUAAUCACCAAACUCAAAAGAAAUGAAGACACCAAUCCCUUCAGUUCUCUCACUUCUUCUUCUCCUCCUACUCUCCGUUUCUGCUGAUGAGGCGUUUUCAACACUACAAAGUCGAGAGAAUUUUGUUCAAUGCCUCACUACCCUUUCUAGGGACUACCCCUCCAUCACCAAAGUUACUCACACCCCAACGAUUUCCUCAUAUGCAUCGGUCUUGGAUUACUCCACAAAAAACCUUAGAUUCUCAUCACCCACUACGCCAAAACCUCAAGCCAUCAUUACUCCUUUACAUGAAUCCCACAUUCAAGCAGCCAUAAUUUGUUCCAAGAAGCAUGGCUUGCAAGUUAGAUUUCGCAGCGGAGGACAUGACUACGAGGGUCUCUCCUAUGUUUCUCAGGUCCCCUUCGUCGUCAUCGAUAUGAGGAACUUCCGAUCAGUCGCCGUCGACGAACCAAAUGGCACUGCAUGGGCUCAAGCAGGCGCAACUCUCGGUGAAGUUUACUAUGGAAUCGCAGCGACAAGUAGAACUCUUGGCUUCCCGGCCGGUACUUGCCCUGCAGUGGGCGUCGGCGGACACCUCAGCGGCGGAGGUUACGGCACGAUGCUGCGUAGACACGGCCUUGCUGCUGAUAAUGUGAUCGACGCUAUCAUAGUUGAUGUUAAUGGCAAAGUUCUUAACAGACAAACCAUCGGGGAGGAUCUGUUCUGGGGCAUUAGAGGAGGAGGUGGUGCUAGUUUCGGAGUCAUCAUAGCGUGGAAAAUAAAACUGGUUUCUGUUCCACCAACUGUGACUGUGUUUACACUUCGCAAAACCCUAGAACAAAACGCAACCAAGCUUGUGCACAGAUGGCAAUCCAUAGCACCCAAGCUUGAUCCAAACCUUUACAUCAGAGUUACCAUGACACAGCUGGGAAAGUCAAAUGAAGACAGGAGGAGGCAAACCACAGUACAAGCUUCAUUCAUUGCCUUGUUCUUGGGCAGAGCCGACGAGCUCCUUCGGGUGACGCAGCGGAGCUUCCCCGAACUCGGAUUAACGAAAGAAGACUGCACCGAAACAAGCUGGAUUAGGUCUAUCAUCUACUUUGCAGAACUCCCACCUGGAAACUACUCCCCUGAUGUUCUUCUCAACAGGGCUGUUUUGCCGAGUCGAUACAUGAAAGCGAAAUCGGACUACGUGAAGGAGCCAAUUCCUGAAAUGGGUUUGGAGGGGAUAUGGAAGAUGUUCCUUGAAGACGAGGCAAAGGAGUCCGAGAUGAUCUUUACUCCUUACGGUGGAAGAAUGAGUGAGAUUCCUGCAUAUGCAAUUCCUUACCCGCAUAGGGCUGGGAAUUUGUACAAUAUUCAGCAACUGGCGUGUUGGAAAGAAGGAGGGACUGCAAUAGCUGAUCGACACAUUGCGUGGAUCCGGAGACUUUAUAGCUACAUGGCUCCCUUCGUUACAAAAUCUCCGAGAAGUGCGUACAUGAACUAUAGGGAUUUUGAUGUGGGAGUAAACAACAUAGACAACACAAGUUACAGGCAGGCAAGUGUUUGGGGUUUCAAGUAUUUUGAUAACAACUUUAAUAGGUUGGUGCGAGUAAAGACCAAUGCUUAUCCUGGCAAUUUCCUUAAGAAUGAACAAAGCAUCCCGUCUCUCUCGGCGGAAAGAAGCUAGGUGCGUGCAUAUAUGCAUGCAUGACCAUAUCAAUAAUAUUGUCUUACAAAGCUAGAGAUGGCUUAUUACUGAAUUUAUGUGUUUUGAAUAUUGCAAUGUAGUAGGAAUCAUGAGCACGAGGCAACUACGUAUGCACUGGUUUGCAUAUAGUUGUCUUGUACGUCAAAGAAGUAUUUGCAGUUUGCAAAGAUUUGAUAAUGUGGGAUAAAUGGAUUUGAUAAUUUAUUAGAUACUUAUAUUCUAAGAAGAGAGUAAUUCCAAUGCAUUAAUUUUCUCCCC
Malania oleifera is the source of this 2184-nucleotide messenger RNA. RefSeq names its product berberine bridge enzyme-like 18. Gene Ontology annotation, molecular function: FAD binding; oxidoreductase activity. The record is from RefSeq and is a predicted model, not a curated record. Lineage: Eukaryota; Viridiplantae; Streptophyta; Magnoliopsida; Santalales; Ximeniaceae. The transcript has a single exon. The coding region runs from base 277 to 1905 and encodes 542 amino acids.